Prosopis cineraria is the source of this 1123-nucleotide messenger RNA. Its product is annotated as disease resistance protein RPV1-like. The transcript has 2 exons. NCBI's taxonomy places the organism in Eukaryota, Viridiplantae, Streptophyta, Magnoliopsida, Fabales, Fabaceae. The record is from RefSeq and is a predicted model, not a curated record. The coding region runs from base 75 to 719 and encodes 214 amino acids. Gene Ontology annotation, biological process: signal transduction.
AAUGCAAUCCCAAAUUCAACUACAACAAAUUCCACACUAAACACAUCAAUCAUCUCGAUCUAUCAUAUCCAACAAUGCCACGUUCGACCUCCAUGAGAAGAGGUAAAGAUGCUGCUCAAGAGAAGCACGACGUGUUCAUCAGUUUCAGAGGAGAAGACACUCGCAAGACCUUCACAAGCCAUCUCCACGCAGCUUUAACAAGGAUCGGCAUCAGAACCUACAUAGACUACAAUUUAGAGGGAGGGGAUGAUAUAUCAGCCACCCUCGUGAAGGCCAUCGAGGAUGCGAAGCUGUCUCUCAUAGUUUUCUCAAAGAACUACCCAAAUUCAAAGUGGUGUUUGGAUGAGCUUGUAAAGAUUCUCGAGUGUAGAAAAAAGAAAGGGCAGCUGAUAGUGCCUGUUUUCUAUGACGUGGAUCCAAGCUCUGUACGUAAGCAGAUGGGUAGUUAUGUAGAAGCAUUUGCAAUACAUGAACAGAACUUUAAGGGUAACAUGGAGAAGGUCCAAUCAUGGAGGGAGGCUCUGACUGAAGCUUCUAGUUUUGCUGGCUGGGAUUGCACCAUCAACAGGACGGAAUAUGAAAUGGUGGAGGAAAUAGCGAGGAAUGUGUUGGAGAAAGCUGAUGGGGUGUAUGUUGGAGACUUGGAUUUGCAGAUAGAGAAGUUAGAGAAACUGGCAGAGCUUCAAGAAGAGUUCUCGCAAGAAAUAUACAGUUCGUAGAACGAAAGAAACCAUAAAGCAACAUUGGAACGCAUCAGACGACUCAAAAUGGAGGAGGAGUUCAGGAAGCUUCGCCUCACACCCGACUUGCUUUCCCACAUGGAAAUUUCAGAAGCCACUCAAACUUAUUUCUAGAGAGUCGAGGGGCGUGUUCUACAAGUACAAUUUCCUUUGUUUGCAAUAAUUGUGAUAAGGAACAAUAUUGAUGGCCGUGGUCUGCAUAAUUUCCAUUGUUCUUGUCCUUUUCGUGUGCGCGCGUGUUUUGAACUUUGGAUUGGCAAUAAACUUAAACGGUUUAAUUUGUAUCGUACUUUGAACCAAAUGAAUUAAUUAUAACCUUUUUUUGUACUAUUAACAUUGUAUAGUUAUUGUUAAAUGAUGUUAAUAGCGACAUAAUCAAAUAA